GAGAAGUUUAGGUCUCCUUAAAGUAAUAGGCUUACUUUUGUUUCCUUCUGUUUCAUCGAGUUAUCGAUAGGUCGAAAAGCAACGAAGAAAAUUCCACGCAGCUGUCGAUGCUUUUCCAACAAAGGGGUCCAUUAAAUUGAAUGAAUCCUCUUUGAUUCUUUCAGCCCUCAGAGCUUUUCGGGUCCUUUGAUUUAGCUGAGAUAAGAAUGAGAACCCUCAGCAGAGCGAGAAUUCUCUGAGCGUUCUCAUCAUCACUUUAGUACUGAAAUUGAAUGUUUUCACUCAUAGUUUCCUCAUUAUUUAUUGCAAUGUUUUUCACUAAUAAAAGUAAAUAAUCGACUGCGAGCAUUGGAAAGGAAACAAGCUGAUGUUGAUGCGAAUAAAACUUUUACACACCGUUCUCUUCCUUCGCUCGUCGAAGUUUCGAGCAACUUUUUACGAUUCGUGCAUUUUUCCGAUAAAACGAAGAUUGAAAUGCGAUAGCGAAUAGUCGGAAGUCCAAUUUCCACCGAGCCUCUCUCCCAACAUUUUUAAUGAUACAUUUCAUUAGGUAGAGAAAAGCUUUUCGUAAUGAACGAAAGCCUUAUGCCAGUUAGGAGACGAACAUAAAAAUAUUCUCUGAAACACAUAAUUAUACGCAUAUUUAUUUUAAGAUGGCUGUUUGUUACAUCGCUAUUAUUGUCUACGAAUAAAUGUAUUUUAACAUGAUUUCAUGAUGAUGCAAAAGAAUAAUCGUGAUUGAAAUUUAACUACUUUUUCAAAUGUUUACUAAUUACGACAUCAAAGUGCGUUGUUCAAAGUUGAAUUUCUAUUACGUUUACUCGAAGGAAGUAAUAAAUUAUAAACAUUGUUGUAGUAAGAAAUUGUAUAUUUUCCACAAUUUAUUUAUUGCCACCGCGGUGUGUUAUCUAAGCAAAAAGAGAUUCUCGUCACGAGACUAUAAAAGCUACACUAAAUUAACGCGGAGUAUAGAAACGAUGAAAAAAGAAAAUGAGAUUGAUCGACAGAAAAAAAUGGACCGAGAUAAAAGCUACGAAAAAAAACGUGUAUGUGUCUUUUGCAGGUCGGCCAGGCCCUUGCCAUGCGAUGUCGUUGCAGAGCCCCAGACUUCGACACUACAGUUUCUCUACCCAUCUCGGAGUUCUCUGCAUCCACACGCUUACGGAAUGACCGCGUCGGCUAUCUUGUGCGCCUUAUUGCGAGCAUAAUUAUCAUACAUCUACGCUCUGUACUUUAACAAACGUUCGUUCAUACUAUCGUAAACGUUUGUACUCAUUAUUUCCUGUAUCAAUUUAACGAUGUACUGGCACCUCAAUCGCCUUUAUGGCGAUCAGCACUCCAACAGAGUAUAAAUACCAACAUUUUGUUCAGCACAGUAAUUUCAUUUUUCUUCCUCUUCAGAAAUCCAGAAUGUUGUUCUAUCGGUCGAUUUUGAAGUUGCACGCUUCGAUCGUAGUCCUUCGCACGAAACACGAGCACGAUAGACUUUUCAAUCAUCCGUUACGAUCUCCGAAAUAUUAACCAAAAGGUCGUGAUCUCGGUGAAAGUGCCACUGAAUAUAUUUCCGGAUUUUAUUCCACUUCCUUCCUCAAUGCCAGUACGUCUUCAAGUUUUUUUUUCCUGUUAACAUUAUUUGAGAAUGCACAUUUUUAUUACAAUUGAGUUAUUCGAAUGUGUUUUUUUUUCUACUUUACCAUGUUUCACCACCCUGAAUAGUGUAGUUUCAACGCCGUUUUGUCACUUGAAUUCAAUAACGGGAAUUGAAUGCGAUUAAUGAGAAUUCGAAGAUAAAAGUUGAACGUACGAAAACUGUUAUAUUUAAAAAAUGUAUCGAAACUACAUUAUCGACAGAGUUUACGUUCGAACACGCUCUAUUUGCAUGGCUUGAAAUCACGCAGUAUGUUUCUCAGUAUUUUCUUCAAACAUGCACCCCACUUCACUCUCGUUUUACUGCUACAAAUUCAAAUUGGGAAUAAUGAUACUGAAUCCCUGUUAGUGAUAAAAAGGGUUUGCGAGGUUCCUUUUGAAAGUAAGAAGGCGUGGGCGAAAAUCGUCGGAUGAAAGACGUGAGGAGGGUGAAUUAGAAAAUGGUAUGUGACAGAAGAUUGUUCGUUUCAGAACUAUGACGGCCAUAUGCUUCGUGUGCAACCUGCCGAUCCUGAGCCACCAGGUGGGCUUGGUAUGGCAGGGUGGGAAUGGCUGGGACGACCUCGUGCGGGAACAGCUCGAGGAGUCAACGCUGAAGCAGCGACUCGGUAAUAAUCGUUGGACCCCAUCAGGAACCGGAAGAAGAGAUUCCUCGGCUCAAAUAGACUCGAUUUCUCCUCCGAACGAAGCAACGGAACCAUCUCCGACGAACCAAGGUCGUCGUCGAUCGAGUCUGGCCCAAUUGAGUGACUUGGUGAGAGAAUGGAGCGGCAGUGGCAUUUCCGGAAAAUCGGGAAGAGCGGGGAAACUCUCUCGGCGAGAAACCUUCGCCGAUAUCACCAAAUCAUUCCCAUGGUCGAGACAAUCGGCCAUGGCGAGCCUGAAGAAACGACGCGAGAGCUCGGUCGACAGUGGCAUCAGGAGUCAGGUUUCAACAAAGUCGCGAAGGGACUCCGCUAUAAGCGAGUUCAAAAACGAUCUCGUCAAGCUAUGGAAACGAGAGAGUCCGCAACCUCAGCCACCACCAACAGUCAUAACAUCGACUCCGAGAAGAGUGUUUACCCACCAUGUUUUAGGAUCUGGCGAGUCAAGAUACUCCCGUCGAGGUUCCGGCGAAAGCGCCAAGUCUCGUAGGGAUUCAGUAGUCGGUGGUCAACCGCCGAGUUCUGGUGAGAGGAUACACAGGUGCAGUCAUCAUCGACGCAGACAAUCACAAGCAUCGGUUGAUGGUGGCGGUGCCGUAACGCCGACCAAGUAUUACCGGAGUGAUCAGAGACCCAGUGCUUCGAGUACCGACAGCGCAGGAUCCUGUGCAGUCAGGGAACACAUGGAAGCUCAGCAGAAAAACCAUGUCGAUACGAGGCAAGAGAGCAAGACCCAACAGAGUUCGUCAACACUGACGGUUGACCAAAAGUCGACGUCGGGCGAGGCGACCAAGUUUCUCACCCUCGAACCCUCGAUACACUCGAUAAAUCCACCAACGAUUGUCAUGUCCUCGGUGACGCCGCCGACCGUUUCACCGAUCGCUGGCAACAGUCUUCCUCUCCCCGGCACCUCAACUUCCGGUAGUUCCAGUCCUGUUGGUACGCCGAACAUCAGCAACACUCCGACCCAUCCGUUGAUCGCCACUCGGAGAGAUUCCACGACGCAGUGUUACUACGGCAAAGCAAAAGAAAUUUCACCGAACAAACUAUCGAGAUUAACGCGGCAAGCGGCGACGAUAGACGAGUCACUGCCACCCUCGGGACGACGAGGUAGUCAGCCAACAUUGUCGCCGGAUCCGGAUGACGGAGGUCGUAAGGCAAGAAGAGACUCGCUGAGUCCAGACUCGGCGUCUUACCCAAGACGCCGCGACUCCAGAACUCAUUUAAGUCCAGACCGAAACACCGGCGAAAAACGGGAUCACAGUCCUAUAAGACAGAGGCGGCAGUCUCGGCUAAGAAGGCAAUCAACUUCCAUAGUUGGACGACCGCCGAGGUCGCCGGACAGCUCGACAUGCUCUUCCAGGGAGCCCAGCCCUUGCGCACGGGCACCAGGAUCCAUCCAACAAGCACCUGCGAUAAGAAGACAAUCAACGACCGAAGAAAUCCUCAUUGCACGCGGAUUCAGACGACAAAGUACUACGGAAGAGAUGAUGAGAUGUCGGAAUUUCCGAAGACAAAGCUCACAAAGCGACGACACGGUCCAAAGGUACAGGGGACGAAGAGACAGUUCGGCGCAGAUAACGGACGGUACAUUCGCUUCAAUGACAGUGGAAACAUCGAGUACCUUCUUUGACAGCAGCACACAAACUGAACCUUCGCCGCUCUACGAUAACAACCACUACCACGAAGAGUGCCUGAAAUGUAACAACUGCACCCUCAAUCUGACGGGACCGAAUCAAAAAAGGGCGAGACGAUUCAAGAAUCAGAUACUGUGCGAUCUGCAUUUCGCGGACGUGGCGCUGAUGGAGUGCUCGGACUUCAUGCAGCAGUUGCGCAGCUUCAAGCCACAAAGUUUAGGCUGCGCAGUUGCGAGGAGAAAGUCCUCGACGACUCUAAUAUUCCCUCUUCCACCUCAGGCAUGUUCAGAUGAAUUUUGCCACGAGUUUCCCCACAAAUUAAUGCCAACGCCAGGAUAUUGGAUCGAGUGUUCUCGACAGCAAAUAACUUCUGAUACGAUAUGGGACGAGAGCGAGAGCGAUCGUGAAGUUACAGACCCGGAGCAAGCCGACGAGCUCCAGGAAAUGCAUAUGAUGAAGCAACGAAACGAUUUUUGCCUCUUCGAGGAGAACGAAGUCGACACCGAUGAAGUACCGAGGAAAAAGACCGUAAUCGAGGAACAGUGGGAGAACAAUCAGGGCUUUGAACUCACCUCCGUCGAGCAAGAAACUUAUGAAAAGUAUUUUUACGGCACGGAACAUUGGAAUUAUUUCACUAAUGACGAGGAUCUUGGUCCCGUUAUUUUGAGCAUUAAACAACAACCGAUCAACGGCAGAGACCAAUUUAGAAUUCUCGUCAGAGCCAUCAGCUACACGGUCCAUGGACUCAUUCCUGCCAGCUGCGUUUUUGCCGAUCGUUACAACCGGGAAGACGUGGUGCGAAGUUUGGGCAAAGAGGUGAAUUUGAAUCCACCGUUGACCCUCGGUCAGUUGCCCGACACGCCCGAAGAACUGCUCAAACUUGAUCAGGUUUUCAUUAAAUCGGAACUCAAAGUGGGCGUCAUUUAUGUACGAGAGGGACAAUACACGGAAGAAGAAAUACUCGAUAACAACGAAGGCACGCCAUUGUUCGAGGAGUUUUUACAGAUACUCGGCGACAAAGUGAGGCUCAAGGGUUUCGACAAGUACAAAGGCGGACUCGACACCGUUCACGACCUCACGGGACUCUAUUCUGUUUACACUAACUGGCGAGGAAUUGAAAUUAUGUUUCAUGUCUCAACUCUAUUGCCUUACGAGAAACACGAUUCUCAAAAACUGCAAAGAAAGCGACACAUUGGUAACGAUAUCGUGUGCGUUGUAUUUCUCGAAGCUGACAACACGAGUUUCAAUCCUGCCUGUAUAAAAUCUCACUUCCUUCAUACAUUCAUACUCGUACGAGUGAGUUCGAAGAUAAAGAGAAAAUUGACGAGAUACGAAAUUUCUGUGGUGACGAGAGACGAAGUGGGCGCCUACAAACCCUAUUUGUGGGAACAGAGUGUCUUCGAAAAAGGUCCCAUGUUUCGGGAAUGGAUACUAACGAAAAUCGUAAAUGGGGAACGUGCCAGCUAUUCCGCCCCGAAAUUCGCGAGGAUGCAGGAAAGAACGAGAAGCCAGAUGCUCGAAGAUAUCGUCGCGAAUUUGGCUAAUCACGCAGAAACUGGACAAAUUCCUAAACCUUAUAGACGAGGUUCGUGGAGACCGAUAGGCCACAUGAGGCCAUCGUCUCCUCUCCUGGAUUCUGUGAGAGAUCAGUUCGAGGAUUACGAUCAACUCGCCAAAGACUUCACCGGAGUGUUUCUCAACAAUUCCGAGAAUAUCGAAGCCCACGCGAGUCUCUUCGACGUCUCGUUUUUGGUGCCGGGGCAACAAAAACAAAAAGUUCGAUUUAUCGGUGUCAGAGCUAUCCUCGGAGUCAGGAGCAGAGUCUUUCAAGAAAUGUUGUACGGGAUACAAACAGGUUUUGGAAGUCCUCAAGUUCCAGUCGCCGAUUUAUUAGCGAGACCAGCGCCAACCCUCUUGAGCCCGCAAAGGCCGAAGAGUUCUAAUUUUCUGCAAGUUCCUGAAGUCGAAAGUCCUAGGCCCAAAAGUGUGCCCUCGUCGCCCAUGGUGAAACGUGCUUUUUCGAGGCUCGGAACGAUCACGGCUGGCUGGGGACGCAGUAUCAGAAAACAUGGAAGUACUUUGCACAGCGACGAUAGGAAACGUUGGGUCAGCUCUCAAGAUUGCAGCAACAAAGAUUCGAAAGAGAAGGACAAAGCAAAUCAAUCGUUGGCGGUGCCGAGACUGAGCGUUUGCGCUGAUGCUCAAAAAAUCGAUCGGGCCAAACUCGACCAAACCGAGUUCGACAUUAUCGAGUUCGAUCCAGAGACCUUUAGAAUUCUGUUGGAUUAUUUACACACUGGUUCGUGUCCACUGACCUGCAGCAAUAUUCCGGGUUUGAUAUGUGCAGCGGAGCAUUACGAUCUUCCGGAGUUACUUCAGGCGUGUUUUCAUCACGCGAAACAAUUUUUGCGUAUAGAAAUUGUUUGUGUCAUGUUAUGCGCGUUGGAAAAUUAUUACUGGCGUUACACAUCAGCGACCGAGCUCGUCAACAUGAUUCUCGCGUUCGUUGAGACACGAGCGUAUCAAUUGUUCCAAAGUCCCGAUUUUCUUACACUCAGCGAAUCCAUGGUCCAGUCGAUAAUGUGUCGGAGUCUCGAGGUCGGUGAAAUCAGGAAAUUCGAAGCCAUGCUCAACUGGGCAAGACAUCGAAUUAAAACGAAGUCGUCCAAACUCGAUGCCAAACAAGAAUUCAAGUGUAUCAUGGAGCGGCUCAGCAGAGACCUGAAACUUUACAGCAUCACGCCUCAGGAACUAAUCAGAAUCGUACUGCCCUCAAAAGCGAUUGAGAACGAGAGAAUUCUGGAGACACUGACACAGCAGGCGAACACAGGGAUAUACAGAAACGUCGAUUCGUAUCUGGAGGACUAUAGAAAAAGAAUACAGAAUCAAGAGAGUUUCGACUUUACGUAAAAGCUCUAUAAGGAAGAAAUAAAAAUAGUAAUUUUCUCAUCAGGCUUGUUUGAGAACGAAAAUGAAAAGGCUCUGAGCCCAAAUAAUGGAAAAACUGUAAGAAUUUUGAAAGACGAGAGUCUGGCAAAUUAACGACUCAAUAGACGAUAAAUUAGGCGAAAAAGCGCUGGCGCUGAAAAAUCUAUUCCCAUACAUUUACCAAACCCGAUGCAACGAGUGAGAAAAUAGAGAAUCUAUAAAAAAAAAUCGAGGGAAUAUAAAAUCCUACGAACUUCUGCGAAACUAUUAUUUCGCUAACAGUUUAACCGAAGCAAAGUGAGUUUUCAGUUAAUUUAUUAAGGUAUAAAAAUGCGAAAAAUCGCCUCGUAAAACGUUUGAAAUUGGACAAAAUUUCCCCCACACGAAAACCUCCGAUGUAAAUUUUGGCGUCGAAAUAAUUUUUCAAUUAAAAAUAAUCUCCAAGUUACCGUGGUAUUCGCGAACAUCCAACUGAAUUUAUAUGAAACAGCAAUAAUUUAAGAAUUUCGUGAAUGUGAUUCGCGAUUUCUCACCUUUCGUUGGACGCAAUUUUAGAAAACCAAUCGAUCAAACUGGUUUUCCGAUUAUUUUUCCAAACGAGCUGCAUUUUGUAUGUUGUCCGAUUCACUUCGAUCGAUGGAGCAAGAAAAAAGAGCACCAAUCGAAAAAUCCUUCGUUCAAUUAACUCAAAGAGCUCUGAGCCAGUGUCAAAAAACUUAAAUUCAACGUCAUCACGAAAAAUCAUUUUUCUUUGUCACAUCGAUAUCUUCAAAUGCGAAUAACAAAGGAAAAUAGUGAAACGGAGUUUCGCGAUAUUGGAAUUAGCAUUUUAUCAUUCCAGAAGCCACCGGCAUAUAACGCUACGCGUGUAAACAUAUAAAUUGCAAUUACAUUCAACUAAAGUCCUGGACAAUGCACUUUCCUGUACAUAUAGUUAUACACGGAGGAGAAACAAACGCCGGUUGUUUGCUGACCUCGUUGUCGAUGUUAUCCCGUGGGUUCGUUGUCACCUUUAUCGCUGGCGAAAACGAGGUCGAACCUACCCCUACGAGCCUGUAAACUCUCCUACGUCUUCAAUAUACAUAUAAAUGUAUGUAUAUAACCGUAUAAAAAGGUACGAGAAUGUGUGCGUGCGGUGCUCCAAUAUCAACAGCGACAACCAUUAAUUACUAUUACGUCCCCGACUCGCCCCCUGAGCUCGUUCGUUAAGUUAACAAAUAUUUACACACGAGCCACCUCGUGACAUCGUGUGUUACUCGUCGUUAUAAGAGACUCGCCAGGUCUUCGAGCCUGGCGAGCGUGCUGAAUUCCUUUUUCUUAUCUCUCUUAUCUCGAGGUAGGAGCGUCAUUUAUUGGAAUAAUUCAAUAUACGAAUGUCACCAGCCCUUUUCUCAGCUGGAAAUCCGAAUUGGAAAUCUUCGAGCUGGACGAAUUGAAAAUCCGUGCAAAUUUCCGACGGAUGCUCCGAGAAAUCUUAGUGCGAUGCUCGACAAAUUGUGGCAAAUGCUUUCCGUUGGUUAGCCAAUUUAAAAACUGGCAGCGAAUCGAACCUUCGGGGCAAUCAUCAAUUUUCCUUUGCCUCGGGUCAGUCAAACCGUGGAGAUUGUACAUUCGAGAAAAUGGAAAACUUUUUCCCUCCUUGUCGGUGAAUAAACUGAGAGGCUUCCCGUUCCGGCCUUUCCUAAGGCGAGUUUCCUGUUUAGAAAUGCAAACGAACGUAAAUUAUGAAUGAGUGCCAAAACCUCUUAGUCUGCAGGAAUAAAUAAUUCGCUUAAAUCCCAACUCCCCAGGUACAGAGUGAUGAAAAAUUAUCAUUAAUUCUUCACUGAAUUAAAACAAAACGAAAGAGUUCAAUUCCCAGAGAAGAAAAUGGGAAUUCACGUCCGAAAACCCCAAAGAGUCCACCCUCGUUUUUCAAGUGUCAAAAUUUCUCAUUUUCAAUUUUUCUCCCGUGACGUAAGAAAAUUUCGACAAAUUGUUUAUCUCACAGUCUCGCGAUCUCUGAAUCUAAAAUUCGAAGGGAUCCAAGCGUAAAUGAGGAAAAGUUCAGACUGCAUGAAAGAAAUCGAAAGCGCGAAAGUAAAAAUUUAGCAGAUUUGUGAGGGAACAAGAUUCGAAAUUUGGCGCGUCGAUUGCUGUGCAAGCGGAGAAAGUUUUUCGAGCAGUUAUCAAAGGAUUCUCGCGUCUCGUUGGAUUCUCUCUAAGAAGAGAAUUCGAAUGUAAAUAGAAACAAAAAACCUUGGACAUCUGUACACGCACACGCAAGCAGUACGUAAAAUAAAAAAUCGUUUUAAGUUGAAUAACGAAGAGAUAUCGAAAUGUUCGAACGAAAAAAAAGCUCAAGCGCUUAACCGGAAGCCAUGAACGAAAUAAAAUUUUAAUAAAGAUAAGAGAACGUAGAAGGGAGUGAGGAGAGAAAAGGGCGUUUUUUCGUCCUCGUAAACGAGACUUGGGAGGUCGAGUCUCGAGAUUAUCUCGAAGAUAUCGAUCAUUGAAAAAUAAUGUUAUUUUCAAAUCGUCUGAGAUUUCGAGAGCAAGGAAGGGGAGAGCAAAAGUAUGACGAGAAGGGAAAUGAAGCGUCCCGUAAAAGCUGAACAUGACAAUCUGUAAUAUAAAGAUUAAAAAUUUACUAAUAGUACGACGAGGAAGAAAAAUUAAGUAGAAACAAACAAAAUUUCGGACAUUUUAUCGUGUCGGGGCUCGAGUUCAACGAGCAAAAAAACGAAGCCAAGACGAUUUUAAAACGAUUGAAUAAAACGAUGUAACGAUUGUAGAUACUAAAUGAAUAUAUACACGAAUAUAAAUAUGAUAACGCAAAUACUAGAGAUGCGAAUCGUAUGUCAUUGAUAUUGAAGGUGUGGUGAAAAGAGAAAAAAAGUAGAAAAAGAACACACGGAAAAAGAAAAAAAAAGGGUGAAACGUAGUAUUCGAAAUCCUUUCUGUUUUCUAUCGUAGAUUUUGUAUCUUCAAUACUCUAAGACAGAGAUUCUAAAAGAUAAAACAAAAAAGGAGGAUGAGCGAGAGAGAAAGCCCAAGAGUUCCGAGGAAGGAAUAGGAGAGUGAGAAUAAAGCAAAUUUUCGAUAACGCUUUUCUCAGCGUGAAGCAAACGAAACAAAACGGUCGAGACGAAGACAAAAAAACUGUUAAGUAAAGAUCAAACAUAUCGAGAUGAGAUCGGAAACGUUCGAGUGAGAAAUUCGAUUUCUCGUCGACGGAUAGAAAAACGAAAGCAUCGAGGGAGCGAUUAAGGGAAGAAAAGUAUAAAAAUCGUGCGUCAAAGGCCCGAACGCGACUGACGAGAUUUCAAAAAGUUCGAUGUCCCAUUGUACAUUUUCUAGAGUGAGGAGAGACCUCAUUGAGAAAAAAUAUAAACAACUUAAAGAAAAACUCGAAAAUAUUUAUAUACAUGGAAAUAAUUGGUGAAAAAAUAUACAAAAAAAAAAAAAUAAGAAGCAAAAAACAUACUUCGGCAUAUCCACGUUUGUAAUUCGGUGCGAUUUUACGUUUAUUUGAGCUCGAAUUCGCGACGAGCGUCGACUCUACACUUUUCUUGAGGCUUGGCAACAAAUAUAACUCACCAAUAAAACGUCAAACAAAACGUAAUAUUUUGUACGUGAAUUCGAUUUACGUCCAUGUACCGAUUACAAUAAUAAUUCUCAAACGCAUAUUCAUUAAAAACGAUCACACACAUAUAUAUAUAUAUAUAAAUAAAUAAUGAUACUAUUA
Messenger RNA from Venturia canescens, 10583 nucleotides. RefSeq names its product radish (gene rsh). The transcript has 21 exons. Gene Ontology annotation, biological process: activation of GTPase activity; regulation of small GTPase mediated signal transduction. Bases 2123 to 6838 code for a protein of 1571 amino acids. Lineage: Eukaryota; Metazoa; Arthropoda; Insecta; Hymenoptera; Ichneumonidae. The record is from RefSeq and is a predicted model, not a curated record. Gene Ontology annotation, molecular function: protein binding; GTPase activator activity. Gene Ontology annotation, cellular component: cytoplasm.